Messenger RNA from Raphanus sativus (radish), 1762 nucleotides. RefSeq lists its product as uncharacterized. NCBI's taxonomy places the organism in Eukaryota, Viridiplantae, Streptophyta, Magnoliopsida, Brassicales, Brassicaceae. Gene Ontology annotation, cellular component: membrane. The coding region runs from base 174 to 1697 and encodes 507 amino acids. The record is from RefSeq and is a predicted model, not a curated record. The transcript is spliced from 2 exons.
UUACCAGUCUAUUGGUCCUCAGCCUCCCUUCGCCUCAGGUGGCGUCUGCUCUAUCAUCCCCCCAACAAAAUCGCUCCUUUUUUUUUUCUUUUGAUUAAUUCUUACAAAAAUAAAAUAAACUUUUUAAAAAAGCUCCGAAAUUUCAGACGAUAAGUCGUGUAGUAGAUGAUUCGAUGCUUCUCUCAGACAUGGACCGAAAAACCCUAGCGAUUACGCCUCCACUCCUACUCCUUUCCUCCUUCUUCUUCCAUCUUCGAGGAGCAGCAUUUGGUUCAUCAAAGGCCUUUCAUUGUCUUAUGCUUCUCUCAUGUCUCUUGCUCUCCUCAGUCAACACGCUCCAUAACUUGGCUGACUAUGACUCUCUUGGCUCCAACAUUGCCGAAAGGUUUCAGAGCUUUAAUGGUGGUGGGAAUGUAGCUGUUCAGAAUGUUUGUCCCAGUUCAAACCUCCUCUUCUCUUUGCUUCCAGGUUUGGGAUCAGAGUAUCAGUUUGAUCCUCUUGUCACCUUCUUUAGUCCUUCUUCUUGUCCUGGCAAAUCAUGGAGUAGCUCUGCUCUGAAGAGUAACAACAAUCUAUCUGGUGUUGUGUGGCUGUCUCUAAAGCCUGUCCACAUCAUAGAGUUUCAGCCUUUUACUGGAUUCUCACGCAUAGGAGGAGGUACCACACCUUUGUCCAAAGAGCUCUUUGCUAAGAAGAAGAACACAAGGGAGCUGAGUAUCUCUGUCUCUGGCAAACAGUGUGAAGGGUUGUCUUCAGAACAAGUGGACUCGAUCAAGUUUCUCUUCUUCUACCAGACCGGACUCACCUGUGCAUCUGGAGUUGCUGUUUUUGCGGUCCCUAUGAAGUCCACAGCGCCUGUUCUGAUGCUUAGUCUCUGCAAAAAGCCAGUCUCUUGGUGGUUGCGAGCCAAGAAACUCUCCAUCGCGCUUCUAAUAGCCGUCGCGUUGCUUGUUCUGAUAUUCUGCUUCAACGAUCACUUCACCGAAGAGAGAAACAACAUUGCGGUUGGCAAAGGUGAGAAGCCAUCUACAGUCACAAUCUCUCUUGAAAUGGAUACUCUGCUGAGAUCCAUAAGCAAAGAGACGUUGCAAGUGUCCAACGAGGUGGUUUCCGAGAACAGUGUAAAGCCAGUUUCUUCUUCUUGCGGAGGAGGAGGAGAAACAUCGGAACUCACUGUAAAGACUGCGAAAGACAAGAAGAGGCGGCGUAACAAGAAGAAGAAGAAAGGAGCAGUCAGCGAGUUAACAACAACAGAUGUUUCGAGCAGUCAGAGCGGAAACUCAACUCCGAGAUCUCCAAUGUCACCAGAACCACCAGCUGCUGUCGUUGUUACUCAAGCCGCAACGAAGCCUACUACUACUACUCCAAAACCUGUGCUGUCGCACUCAGCGACGUUUCCUGUUUCAGGUACCAAGUCAGUGAUGAUCAGCUCUCUGGCUCCAAAUGCGAGAGCUCCUGGACCCAAGUCGAGAAGUGAAGUGAAAGAAGAGGAAGAGUAUAGGAAUUAUGAUAUAUGGGGAGAUCACUUGACGGGGCUUCGUUUGAUGGAUAGGUUUAAGGAAGUGAGAGAAGGUAGAAGCAGCUCAUGUUUUGGUGAAGAGGACGAGUUUGUGAGUCUUUUUGUUAAGGGUCCUCAUCACAACUUGUUACCAGGCUCUCAUGCCAACAAACCAAUGGGUCUUCUAAUAAAGAAAUAAAAUAAAAAAAAGAGAUGAUAUUAUUAUAUAAUAAUGCAAAGCCCAAUGGGCUUUAUGAGUGGUUC